Aspergillus melleus is the source of this 846-nucleotide messenger RNA. RefSeq lists its product as uncharacterized. Bases 1 to 846 code for a protein of 281 amino acids. The transcript has a single exon. The record is from RefSeq and is a predicted model, not a curated record. Lineage: Eukaryota; Fungi; Ascomycota; Eurotiomycetes; Eurotiales; Aspergillaceae.
AUGGCCGUCUCUGCCUCCCCCACACCUUCGUCUUCUCCUUCUUCCUCUCCUACUUCUACCUCUCCCUCCCGCCCUCAAGUCUUCUCCUCUCCCAGCUCCUACUUUAAUUCUCUGGUUCGUCGACGCGAACAAAAGAAAAUGAGCAUCACUCAGACAUACUACCUCGCCCACACCGCCCGCAAGAAGCUCACUCGGGAAGCUUCGCGGGCGGACCACGAUCUGCGUCUCCUCGUCGGACACGCCAACCUCCUAGACUCUCUCAUGCUGGACCUCGCCGCCGCCGAACAAGAACAAGAACGCUGGUUCAACCAGACCGUCAGCGGUGCCACCAAGACCACUCCCGACGCCGAGCCUCGCCGCAUCCAAUGGGCCGAGACCGUCGUCGAGGAGCCCGAAGAAGACUGGGACGGCGACGACCUGUCGGACGUCGACUCGGAUGUCAGCGACGAUGACUCCGACCUGAGCGAAGAUGAAUACGAACCCACCCUCUACGCUCCCGUCGUCCGCCGACGAGCUCCCUCCCCCGUCGCGGUCAUCCGCGAGAAAGAAGUGGAGGAAGACUACGAGACCGACUCCGACUCGGAGUUUGAAUAUGACGACGCGGAGGAUCUGGAGGAAUUGACCCUCACUCGAUCACCCUCCCGACAGUCACCGCCUGAAUUGGCCCUGGACUCCGACGAGGAGUCGGAAGAUGACUCCAUGCCGCCGUCCCCGCCUCAACCUACCCUGGACUCCUUCAGCGAGAAGGAAGCCCAAAGCACCGAGAUCCCGCUGUCCGAUGCCGAAUUGGACCGGGGGUAUUACAUCUCCAAUCAACCGCAGAACCCAUUGAUUGAAGCCUAUUGA